GUCUUGUAUCGGGAGACUUUGUCUUGUUGAAUUUUAUGCUCCCUGGUUUUCCUGACGUGACCAACGUCACUAUUGCGAAAGUGGACGGAAGCCGCUGGAAAUUACUUAGAAGACGCUUUUUUGUAAGUGGUUUUCCGUCUUUCUUUUUGGUCAAGGAGACGCAAGUCUACCGUUUUUUAGGUUCUCACAGAGCCAGUCACAUGCGUAGCUUCAUAGUUAAUCUUACUGACGCAGAAGAGCUUCCAAAAGGUCUUUUUGAAAACCCCUUGUCUGUUUUCUGGAAAACUUUGUCAAGGCUUGAGGAUAUGUAUUUGAAAAGCGCCAAGUGGACAAUACAUUCGGGUUUACCAGUUUACGGCAUUGCUUGGAUAACUUGUGUCUUGUUAAUAGUUAUGCUUAUGACGGUAGGCUGUCUGCUGAAUGUCGUUGGCAAUUUUCGGGCAUCGAAAAGAACCCACAGAAUAAGAAAGAUUGACUAAAUUGCGGGAACUUUGCUCACUGCACAAAUACUGCAAAAAGUAGCCCAUAUUUCUUAUCGGGUUUUUUAUGGAGUAGACGGAAUAAUAACAUUAAACAACAUUUUGCACUUUUUCAUUGAAAACAUUCCAAAAAAUUUCAAAUAUCCGUUAGCUCAUAGAUCAAUUAA
Messenger RNA from Galdieria sulphuraria, 646 nucleotides. RefSeq lists its product as uncharacterized. The coding region runs from base 36 to 479 and encodes 147 amino acids. Lineage: Eukaryota; Rhodophyta; Bangiophyceae; Galdieriales; Galdieriaceae. The transcript has 4 exons. The record is from RefSeq and is a predicted model, not a curated record.